AUGUCAGCUACUGAGCUGGCGGAAGCAGCCAAAGGCGAUAUAGUCUUUCAGAAUGCCACUAUCCUUGAUGGAUCUGGAGACGUUCCGGGAUACACAGGCUGCGUGUUAGUGCGAGAUGGAAGGAUACACCGUGUCUGGAACAAUCAUUCCCCUUUAGCACCUGGAGCGGUCGAACAAUGCCGAGAACGUGGGAUUCAAGUCAUCGACUGCGAGGAUGGCACAUGGCAUCUAUCGCCUGGUUUCAUCGACAUGCAUGCCCAUUCCGAUCUCUCCCUUCUGCACACACCCGAGCAUACAGCCAAAGUCACCCAGGGAGUGACGACCGAAGUCGUCGGCCAAGACGGCAUCUCGUACAGUCCUGUAGACGAUAAAUCCAUCGCUCGAAUCAGAGAGCAGAUCUCAGGCUGGAAUGGCAAUCCUGUAGAUCCACCAGACUUCUUCGAUCGCUGGAGAAGCGUCAGAGAAUACCUUGAUGUGCUAGACCGAGAGAAGAUAGCAACAAAUGCAGCUUAUCUCGUCCCACAGGGCAAUCUUCGAAUUUUGGUCAAAGGAUGGGACUCUUCUCGAGCAACGCCGGACGAGCUGGAUCAGAUGAAGAAGAUUCUUGUCCAAGCUCUCGAAGACGGGGCCGUAGGAAUGAGCUCUGGGCUCACAUAUGUGCCCGGAAUGUUUGCACCUGAUGAAGAGAUCGCCGAACUGUGUAAAGUGGUGAAGCAGUAUGGAGGCUACUACUGUCCUCACACUCGUUCAUAUGGCAAGGGCGCGCUCAAAGCAUAUCGAGAGAUGAUCGAGUUGGCAAAGCAAAUCGGUGUUCGACUACAUCUUACUCAUGCAACUAUGAAUUAUCCUGAGAACGCCGGAAGAGCAAACGAGCUCAUCGCAAUGAUCGACGAUGCCAUCGCUGCAGGAGUUGAUAUUUCCCUGGAUACAUAUCCGUAUCUUCCAGGGUCGACGACUCUAGCCUCCACACUUCCUUCAUGGGCAUCAUCCGCAGACAAACCAGGCGCGCUGCUCGAUGAUCCCAAGACCCGAGCAGAAAUCAAGCGCCUCGCCCUGGAAGAAGGCACGGAUGGCUGUCACGGCUGCACUUUGGACUGGAGCAUCCUCGAGAUUGGCGGCACUCAGAAUCCAGAACUCGCAUCCAAAUACGUUGGCAAGACCAUAGCUCAAAUCGCCGAGGAGCAAAACCGGGAUCCCUUCGACACGUACAUCGACAUCUUGAAAGAAGACAACUUCAACAGCACAAUCCUUUCGCACUGCGGCCAUGAAGAAAAUGUCCGUCGCAUCAUGCGCCAUCCCAGACACACAGGGGGAAGUGACGGAAUCUUGACGAGCACGAAACCUCAUCCGAGAGGUUGGGGUACGUUUCCACGAUAUCUCGGCCAUUACGCUCGAGAUUUGCCAAAUGGGAAGAGAUUGGAGGAAGCUGUGGCGCAUCUGACCUCUCGGCCGGCAGCUAUUGUGAGGAUGAAGGAUCGUGGGCUGAUCAAAGAAGGAUAUCGAGCUGAUUUGGUGUUGUUCGAUAAGGACGAGAUCCGUGAUACUGCGACUUAUGCUCAGCCUAGACAGGCUGCGAAUGGUAUCAGAGCUGUGAUGAUUAAUGGUGUUUUUGCGGUGGAGGAAAGCAAAGCCACUGGCGCAAGAGCAGGGAGGACUGUGAGAAUGGUAGCUGGGAACGGUGGAGAAUGGAUAGUGCGAUAG
Pseudocercospora fijiensis CIRAD86 is the source of this 1701-nucleotide messenger RNA. RefSeq lists its product as uncharacterized. The transcript has 2 exons. The coding region runs from base 1 to 1701 and encodes 566 amino acids. NCBI's taxonomy places the organism in Eukaryota, Fungi, Ascomycota, Dothideomycetes, Mycosphaerellales, Mycosphaerellaceae. The record is from RefSeq and is a predicted model, not a curated record. Gene Ontology annotation, molecular function: hydrolase activity, acting on carbon-nitrogen (but not peptide) bonds.